Messenger RNA from Plasmodium gallinaceum, 894 nucleotides. RefSeq names its product choline/ethanolaminephosphotransferase, putative (gene CEPT). NCBI's taxonomy places the organism in Eukaryota, Apicomplexa, Aconoidasida, Haemosporida, Plasmodiidae. Gene Ontology annotation, cellular component: membrane. The transcript is spliced from 10 exons. Gene Ontology annotation, molecular function: phosphotransferase activity, for other substituted phosphate groups. Gene Ontology annotation, biological process: phospholipid biosynthetic process. The record is from RefSeq and is a predicted model, not a curated record. The annotation marks the transcript as partial.
ACAUUCGAUGCAAUUGAUGGUAAACAAGCAAGAAGAACUAAUACGAGUUCUCCAUUAGGGCAACUGUUUGAUCAUGGAUGUGACUCAAUAACAUCAUCUUUAUUUAUUUUUAUUGUUGGAAAAGUGGCUGAUUUACCAAAAGGAUUAAUUUACUACAUUUUGUUAUCCUCAAUUCAACUUCAAACAUACUUAUUUUCGUGGGUAGAAUAUCACACAAGAGUAUACAACACAUCAAUAGGGAGAUUUGGAAUAACUGAAGCUCAUGUUAUAGUUAUAUCUAUUUGCAUAUUACGUGGAAUUAAAGGAGUAGGAAUAUUUAAUACAACUGUCAAUGACAUAUUACCAGAAAAUAUCCGCAAAUUUUUAUGUGAAUAUAUGUUAGGUGUAAAAUUAAAUUAUCUUAUAUUAAUUCCAGUGUCUUUUUUUAUUUUGCUUACAAUUUCAAGAAGUAUAUAUAUGGGAUUGCAACAUGCGAAGAAAAAAAGAGAAGCUUUAAGCCAAUUAGCAAUAUUUUAUAUUUUUGUCUUUAUACAAUACUAUUUCUAUAAAUCACCUUUAACAGUUAAGCAUGAGCUAAUAUGUUUCUUAAUAAUAUCUUUGUAUUCAAGUGUUUAUACUUUACAUAUGAAUUUAUCGAGUGUUUUAAAAAUUCAAAUGGAAUUAUUUCCUUCACCUACGAUAUUUUAUUAUAUUUCAAUACUUGUAUUAUUAUUAAAGCAAUCAACAAAUUAUCAGUUCUUAACUAUCUUCAUAUUUAAAGAUAUAUUUAUAUUAAGUUGUAUGUUGAUAUUUAUUAUAAUUUAUUUAUUAGAUUAUGCUAAUACAAUAAUAUCUAAUGUUUGUAGAGAACUCAACAUUAAUUUUUUAUUUAACAAAAAGAUUAAAACAAAAUAA